Molecule: messenger RNA, 376 nt
Organism: Microdochium trichocladiopsis
Lineage: Eukaryota; Fungi; Ascomycota; Sordariomycetes; Xylariales; Microdochiaceae
Exons: 1
Coding region: 1-327 (108 amino acids)
Source: RefSeq, a predicted model, not a curated record
AUGGCCUACAACUUUCCCAGCACGAUCAGCGCAGCACGGAUAUCAACCUUCAUCAGCACAGCCGCCUGGAUUCAGGGCACUGUCGCCACAGCCGGCGACGUCUGGCUGCCCGAUGAUGCACUCAACAACUUCCUGCAACGCCAAAGCCGAGCCGUCCUGUCUCGGCGCGAUGACAACAACGGCACAGCACCCGCCCCCGGCGGUGUCGCCCCGCCAGAGUCUGAAGACUCCUCAGUGGGCGAUGAAGAGUCUCUAGACUCGAGCGACUCGUCCGCCGACGGCGAGUCCGGGGCCGCCGAUGGAUCCGGCAUUCAUCCAACGAUCUGAGAGCCGCCAGUCAGGCGCAGGCUUCGUGAUGCGUGCGCAGCCUCAGGAC